Messenger RNA from Zootoca vivipara (common lizard), 4506 nucleotides. RefSeq names its product von Willebrand factor C and EGF domains (gene VWCE). Lineage: Eukaryota; Metazoa; Chordata; Lepidosauria; Squamata; Lacertidae. The record is from RefSeq and is a predicted model, not a curated record. Gene Ontology annotation, biological process: cellular response to virus. Gene Ontology annotation, molecular function: calcium ion binding; protein binding. Gene Ontology annotation, cellular component: cytoplasm.
AGGAGUCUGCUCCCAAUGCUGCCCCCAGCCUGAGAUCAUUGAUCCCAGCUCCCCUCCCUCUGCCCAGAAGGAGCCCCCAGCCUCAUCCUUGGUUGGGGAGGAGAGUCCAGGCAGUUGCCAUGCUGUAGUAGAGAGGGGCCUGUGGGGGGAAAAGGAAAGAGCUCUCUUGAAGGGAGCAUCUCUGAGGAGCUGGGAGAGAGACGCCUGUCAUGUUCGCCGAGCUGCUCUUCCAGGCUGCCUGUGUCUCUGUGUUCCUUCAAGGGGCCCAGGGGAGAGUCUACACAGGAAGGAAGAAACUUGCCAACUUCGCCGUGGAGAGACGUCGCAUCGGACCACAUGUUUGCCUCUCUGGUUUUGGAAGCGGAUGCUGCCCUGGGUGGAUACCAUCUCCAGGCAGCGGACAGUGCACUAUGCCUCUUUGUUCCUUUGGCUGUGGAAGUGGCUUCUGCAUCGCUCCCAAUGUCUGUUCCUGCAGGGAUGGAGGGCAGGGCAUUACAUGCCAAGACACUCCUGGUGCCUGCGGAGAGUAUGGCUGUGACCUUGCUUGCAAUCACGGAGGUUGUCAGGAGGUGUCGCGGGUGUGUCCAUUGGGGUUUUCCAUGACUGAGACAGCCAAUGGUGUACGCUGUGCAGACAUUGAUGAGUGUCUGAGUGCCUCCUGCGAGGGACUUUGUGUGAACACAGAAGGUGGCUUUGUAUGUGAAUGUGGCCCAGGAAUGCAACUCUCUGCUGACAGACACAGCUGUCAAGAUACUGAUGAGUGCCUAGCAACACCCUGUCAGCACCACUGCAAGAACAGCAUGGGCAGCUAUCGAUGUUCCUGCCAUUCCGGCUUCUACCUGCAUGGCAACCAGCACUCCUGUGUGGAUGUGAAUGAAUGCCGGCGACUCAGUGAGAAGCGAACCUGCCAGCACUCCUGUCACAACACGCUCGGGAGUUUCAUAUGCAGCUGUCGCCCAGGCUACCGGCUCAGUGUGGACAGAGUGUCCUGUGAAGGUUUUUCAAAGACCAGCCUGGCCCCGUCUCCUAUCUUGCAGUCUCUCCAGCACCCACCAACUCUCCUGCGCUUUUCUCCGGAUUCGGUGGCACCUGCCGUGCCCCCUAUGGGCUCUGCUCCAUCCCGAGCACCCGCUCCCCACAUGGCACUCGGGACUCUGCCUCCUUCCCGCCUCCUUCCCACUCUCCCUGUGCUCCCGCCUGCAGCUUCUCCCACCCCUUCAUUCCCUCCACCCAGUUCCUCCCUUGGCGCACCCUUCUUGCUAAAGACCGCCAGGCCCUCCAGGAUGGAGAGCCCACUGCCGCCAUCGCUGCUGCGGGAGGAGAUGACGACGCUCCCUCCCACAAGUCCUUCUGCUCCAGGGGUUUCCUCCACAGCCCUGCCUUCUGCCUGCUGGCGUGGAGGAAUUUUUCAUAAGAAUGGCAGCCACUGGGUGGAGCCAGGGUGCCUGAACUGCUCCUGUGAGGGUGGGCAAGUGCUGUGUGGAGCAGUGAUGUGUGAGGUUGCUUGCUCCCACCCGGUUCCUCCAGUGGAGGGGGAGUGCUGUCCUAGCUGCACAGGCUGUUUCUAUUAUGGGACCACCAGAGCUGAGGGGGAUGUCUUUUCUCUUUCUGAGGAGAACUGCACAAUCUGUGUCUGCCUGGGAGGCAACGUAUCCUGCAUCUCUCCAGAAUGUGCACCCACGCCAUGCCACAGUUCUGUUCAGACCGACUGCUGUCCCUGCCAGCCAGCUGAGUGCCAUUUCCGCGGCCAGACAUACCCAGAGGGGGCUGAGUUCAGCCUGGAUGGCGAUGACUGUACCACCUGUGUGUGCAGGCAAGGUGAAGUUGAGUGCUCCUUCACUCCUUGUCCCACUCUGGACUGUCCCCGAGAUGAUUGGCUGUUGGCCCCAGGGCAGUGCUGCUUCACCUGCCGAAAGGCUGCACCCAUGACAGGUUGCUUUGUGGAUGACAAUGGAGUUGAAUUUCCAAUUGGACAGAUCUGGUCACCGGGUGAUCCCUGUGAGUUAUGCAUCUGCCAGGCAGAUGGCUCAGUGAGCUGUAAGAGGACAGAGUGUUUGGAGACAUGUCCUCACCCAAUCCGGAUCCCUGGGCAGUGCUGUCCAGAUUGUUCAGCAGGCUGCACCUAUGCAGGAAGGGUCUUUUACAACAAUGAGACAUUCCCCUCUGUCUUGGACCCCUGCCUAAGCUGCAUUUGUUUGCUAGGCUCUGUGGCAUGUUCUCCUGUGGACUGUGUUGUCUUUUGUACAUAUCCUUUCCACCCAGAAGGAGAGUGCUGUCCAGUUUGUCAUGAUUGCAAUUACAAAGGGAGGAAAGUGGUGAAUGGACACGUCUUUGUACCAGAAGGUGACCCCUGCAUUCAUUGUACUUGUCAGCUUGGAGAGGUGAGUUGUGAGAAGAGGCCCUGUCCAAGCACCUGUGCGGAGCCCUUUGGCCCCCCUACACAUUGCUGCCCCGACUGCCAUGGUAAUGAAGUUCCAGAUGAUGUGGCUUCACUGGAGAAGAGCCUAGCCAAUUCUCACUUGGAAGAUGGAGAAUCAAAGGCAGGCUUGCAAACCUUCCAGAGGCGUUCCAUGGACCCAAUAUCUGAGAGGAACUGCAGCCUCUGCACUCCCAUUCCCACACCUGCUUCACUUGGUCCAGACGUUCAUCUUGUGGCAAAUAAUGCAAGUGCUUGGGAGAUCGUUCCAAUGAGGCCAACGGCACCAGAGAAUGUUGGUCUCCAUUAUACCAGACCAGGACCCAUCAAGCUGCAUUUCAAUUGGCCACCAAGUGCCAAACCCCCUUCUUUUCAACUAGGCCAGUCUGUGACUCCUCAGAUAAGACCAGGGUCUCCUUUGCCGCUUGUAAAUAGCCCAGGAAACACCAGGCCUUCUCCUACCAGGCCAAGCUCUUUUUUCACUCUGUUGACUCAUCCUCGACUCCUUUUCCUCAUGACGAGGACUGCUGGGACCCCUGCACCCUCCAACACAGUUCCUGCUUCCACUCCGCUAAUGGUAGCUAACCUCACAGAGUCCAUCACCACCCCCUUUCAGCCUUCAGAUACCCACAGCCUUCCUCUGUCACCUCCAACAGAAACACUUUCCCCUUCAUUCAGCCUCAGUCCGGACUCUCAUCAGGAACUUCAAGAUGGCAGACCACCACACACAACAGGUUCACCCAUGGACCGGCAAACUGGGGGGAGCAGCCUUACAUUGCCCCCUGGUGGUGAGAAAAACCUCAGUGGCACUGCUCCAUAGCUUGAAGGAAAGACCAGGCCUGCUUUUGAACAUAAGAAACGUAACCACUUUUAACCUUAUAGGAGGUAGAAGAGGAUCUACCCCCCCCCCAAAAAAGGUUGCCACUAGUGGUGUGAACUGGCCCUGCUGCUACUUACCAUUGGCAGGAGCAACUUUCGCUUUUCUUGGAGAGCAGGUCUAAUUCGUAGGGGUAGUUAUUCAGCCCUAGCUACUGUUGAGAUGACAAGGCCUGUUUCUGCUCUUACCUAAGCAAUGUCUCCUUGGCUGUAGAGCAACAUGGGAUAAUCACCCUCCUUUUUUUGCAAUAUCAGUAUAAAGAUUCCAGCACAGCCUACUGCCCCUUCAGAAGACAAGUAUAUAUAUGGAAGGACCAAGGACUUUUUCUAAUUUCACCUCUUCUGCUGUGUUGCAGUACUGGCCUGCUGCCAGCAAGGGAAGGAAUCCUUUGCAUUGUAGAAGUUCUCACACCAGGUCUAGCACAGGUAUCCUGUUGCUGUUUUUGGACUUAUACGAGAACGUCAGUCUUCAGGGAUGAUAAUUUUAAAGGAAAGUUGGCUAGUUUCCAUUUCUUGCUUUGAUCCCAGAUCUACUAUUGUGUAAGGAGUUCUGAAAUUCAGAUUACAGUACACAGGAGCCAGAUUUAUGCAAACACCAAAAACAUACGUUUUGUCGUAGCUAAUUGUAAACAUGUCGUGCCCCCCCCUUUGAUAGGUAAAUUUGUAUUUUGAAAUUUAAAUUUCAACAUGAAUUUCAUUUUCUUUGCUGAAGCAUGGCACUUGCCAGCCUCCCUGAAAGUGGUUUGGUCCUUUUGGAUUUGUUUUAGGCUUUGAAGGUGUUUGCAACCAACUCGUGAAACUGGGGGCAGGACAGAUUUUGUUUAACUACCUCAGAGAGGUGUCUAAUAAGGAUGCAUCUGUACUGGACAUUUGAAACCAGACUAGUUGCCGUGGCUUCCCCCUACCCCUGCCCCAAACUCUGGGGAUUGUAAUUUUGUGAGGUUGCUAAGAAUUCUCUCUGGGCCCCAUUAUGAAACAGCACUUCUUAAAACUCAAUGUUUAGGAAUCAUGGAUGUCAAUUAUUUUUGGAACAUAGUUUGGUAGUUUGGAAAGUAGCUUGUAGCAUGCCCAGUGUAAAUCUAAUCUCUGCAGUCCAGACUUCAGUCUGUAUUACUGGUUCUUCUACCUCCCAUCAGGCAGCUGGAGAUGAAUGCAUUUUUAACUGAGGCUGUGCAUUCUGAAUUGCUGGCUUCACAUUAUGGUGAAUGUUUCCA